UUCCUCAGUGUAUCCCCGAACCGGAAGGUGUAGGGGCAGGGCGACGCACAGAUCCACCCCUUCUGACCCCCCUGGUGUUUGGCCACGUGGGCGCCCAUUCCUCUUGGACCCCGCCCAUUAAAGCGGUUUCGGGGUACGCCUGUAUGGAUAGCUCCCCGAAGUGAAAAAUCGAUUCAGUGACGCAGAGCCUUUCAGGGUUGGCUGGAAGCCAAAGAAGCCCAGCCUCCCGAUGGAGUCUGAAUCCAGCCGAUCUGAAGAGGAGACCCCUUCCCUCUUGUGGGGUUUGGAUCCUGUGUUUCUAGCCUUUGCAAAACUCUACAUCAGGGAUAUCCUGGACUUGAAGGAGUCCUGCCAGGUACCAGGAGUAUUUUUUUACAAUGGGCAUCCAAUAAAACAGGUGGAGAUCUUGGGAACUGUAAUUGGAAGAAGAGAAAAGGAUACUUUCUACAGCUACGGAGUGGAUGACAGCACUGGAGUUAUAAACUGCAUCUGCUGGAAAAAGUCGAACAAUACCGAGUCUUCCUCAGCCCUAUUAACGACAGGUGGUCCAACUAUAGGGGAGCUGAACUUAACCUCACAGCUUAAGAAGCUGCAAGAGACCAUUGAGCAGAGAACAAAGAUAGAAAUUGGGGACAUUAUCCAAAUCAGAGGUUAUAUCCACACAUACAGAGAAGAACGAGAAAUUCGUGUCACUACUUAUUAUAAAGUGGAUGAUCCAGUGUGCAACAUACAAAUUGCAAGGAUGCUUGAGCUGCCCAGUAUCUACAGGAAAGUUUAUGACCAGCCUUUCCAGAGCCCAGCCCUAGAGCAAGAAAGCAGCAAUCCAGGUGCCCUGGACCUUGCCAAUCUCACAUGUUUGCUGAGUGAAAAAGCCAAAGAAUUCCUCGUGGAGAGCAAAGUACAAACCUUUUACCAGCAGGAAUUGGAAACUGUGGAAUCUCUGCUGUCCCUGGCCAGUCAGCCUGUGACUCACAGCUCCUGCUCUGAGCAGGUGGAUGUUAAGAAUGAAACGACUUCCAAGGCAAUUCAUAGUAUAUUUAAGAAUGCUAUACAGCUGCUGCAGGAAAAAGGAUUUGUUUUCCAGAAAGAUGAUGGUUUUGAUAACCUAUACUAUGUAACCAGAGAGGACAAAGAACUGCACAGAAAAAUACACCAUAUCAUUCAAGAAGACUGUCAGAAACCAAAUCACAUAGAGAAGGGCUGCCACUUCCAGCACAUCUUGGCCUGUGCUCGCCUGAGCGUCAGCCCGCGCCUGAGCGAAGCUGUGCUGCAGCAAGUGCUGGAGCUCCUGGAGGACCAGAGUGACAUCAUCAGCACCAUGGAGCACUACUACACAGCCUUCUGAGGAGCCGCCGGCAGAUGGCGUGGGCGGAGCCGGGCCGAGGAAGAGGAAGACCGGGCGGCAAUCACUCCCAGGCUCUGAUUUUAAACAUCACACAGAGGCUGAUAGGUCUGGUGGCAGUUACCUCCUAAGAAACUAUGAAAUAUAGUCAUUUAAGGAAUACAAUUGGGCAUAAAUUCUGUAGGCUGCCCUCUCGCUGCUGUAUCCUUGGGAUAAAGUCACUUCUGUCUCCGCCGUGACAUAGAGGGAAACCUGUCCUGUCGACCUCCUGACUGGACCGGGCGUUGCUCUUGGAGCAGAAGGGGAGGAAACAGUGUUGGCGGCUGAAGCGGGGUACAUGUGGCUUGAGGCCCUAUCAGGGUAAAGGAAUGUCACGUGGUAAAGUGAACUGAAGAGCGUAUAGCCAGAGCACACAGAUCUAAAACCUUCUCGAACUUCAGACCAUCAGCUACAUUCUUGUAGGCCUCUCCCAGUGGUUAAGAACCUAAUGUAGGGGACUUAUUCUUGGAUGAGUAUCACUCACCUAUGAUUGCCAAGGGUCAAGUACCAGUGGUGGGUCCUGAGCCCUCGGAUGAAUGGUGUUUACAGACCCACCCAGAGACGGGAAUAAAUGGAUCUAAGGCAUG
This is a messenger RNA of Leopardus geoffroyi (Geoffroy's cat), 1968 nucleotides long. RefSeq names its product STN1 subunit of CST complex (gene STN1). Gene Ontology annotation, cellular component: chromosome, telomeric region; CST complex; DNA replication factor A complex. The record is from RefSeq and is a predicted model, not a curated record. Gene Ontology annotation, molecular function: single-stranded telomeric DNA binding. Gene Ontology annotation, biological process: double-strand break repair via homologous recombination; nucleotide-excision repair; DNA replication. The transcript has 10 exons. Bases 230 to 1345 code for a protein of 371 amino acids. Lineage: Eukaryota; Metazoa; Chordata; Mammalia; Carnivora; Felidae.